CACACACACACACACACACACACACACACACACACACACACACACAGGGGUGUGUCCAUAAACUGUUUCUAGUCUACGUCUUCAGGAAUGUAAAUAAGUGUUAAUUGUGUUCCGACCGGACAACGCACAACUCUAUCUGAGAGAACAGCCGGUAAGUCAUUUCAUUUUUUUGUUUAAAUUAAAGUAGGAAUUUAGAAGAUCUGUCUCAACAGCUACAUAACUCCUGAAAUCACAUAUGAUUAUCGUUAGUUGUUGUUUUUCCAUAUGAAUGAGAAUUAUAAUAUUAAUGUAUUUACUUGGUAAUUUUUACUUGUUUCAUCUGGAUUUUGGCCUUUAUAUUUGUAUCAAGCUUUGAGUAAUGCUAUACAGUGCCAGAUCUUGUCUGGUAAGAAGCAAGCAUUAUCAUUCAUAGCCUGGCCCUGAUUCAUCAUUACAAACAGCUUUUGAAAGAAAAUAUUAAUAUAGUAAGAUUCAGAUUAGGAUUAUUUUUCUGUUGCCUAUUGUUAAUUCUUUGCUUAUUAUUCGCUCAUUCUUUCAUUCUUGCAUGUGUUCCUAUCAUCACUGGUCAAGUUAGAGCGGCUAACUUUAGCCUUACUGUCCCCACGGUCUUCUGAACAGAUCACAGUGAUAGUUAAUGACAGACAUUUAGCGGUCUGCCCAACUUCCUGUGUGGGACUACAGACAGACAGACACAGACAAACAGCAGGAUAGCCUGGUGGGGUAACGGUUCAAACCCCCAGUGUCUUCUGUCAGUGUCCCUUUUGACCAGACAACUAGCACCUCAUUAUUAACUUUCACCUAAAAAAGCUUUUGAUAAAAGCGUUUAAUCAGAGAUCCCGGAGGGACCCACUAAAUGUAUGUUUACAUUGUCAUUAUUAAUGCAGUUGUCGAAGAACAUACUGAUCAUCAAAACAGUAUUCCACUUCCAUCCCGUCUGAAAACAUGCUAACGAUCAAACAAGACAGACUUUGGGGGGCUAGGGUCAGGGGUCGUUAACAAAAGACCUGUGAAGCCCUCAGACUAACAGUGCUUAAGGGCUUUACAAACACGAUUGACUUGAAGACGGAAUGUACUGCAUAUGCUGAAUCUCAAUGAUAGAAAUAUAGUUUGUGGCCAAGCUGUGAUCCACUUGGUUUACCGCGGAGACCCCCUGAUGAUUCCCGACCCUAUGUUUACAUUCAUGGCACUCAGCAGACGCUUUUAUCCACAGCGACUUACAAUAAGGACAUUUGUCAGAAGAAGGAGAAGCAACACUAUAUCGCUGACGGUACAGUAAGGACCUUCAUAGAACCAAGUGCCAAGCACUAACAGCCGCUAGGUUAACCCAUUCCCCGUACACAACAAAGAUAGCCAGGAUAAGACGCUCCACGAUGAAGAGUACUAUAAAGUGCCAGGACGUAUGACGUACAAUGAUGACGGGGGAGGGUAUGCAGAGUCUAGACGACUACCCCUGAUGUAAACUGUGGUGGGGGGGGGGUCCCAGCUGCAGGAUGGAGGUGAAGGUGCAUGUGGACGGGGUUCCCCGGGUGGUCUGUGGGGUCACGGACAGCACCACCUGCCAGGAGGUGGUCAUCGCUCUGGCCCAAGCCCUCAGUCGCCCCGGCCGCUACACCCUCCAGGAGAAGUUCAAGGACUUCGAGCGCUGCGUGGCCCCCGGAGAGCGGCUCCUGGAGGCCCUGCACAAGUACGGGGAGCACGGCAAGGAGGUGCAGCUCACCCUCCUCCUCAACCACAGGCCCCCGCUCCUCUGGGACCCGGCGCCCGGCGGCAGACCCCCGGACCCCCGAGACCCGCCCGCCCCCCCGCUGAGACGGAGGAGACCCGACCCGCGGUCCGGGACCCGGAAGGGCGGCAGCCCGCUCGCCAGCUCCGCCCAUCGCCAGAGUCUGCCGGUGCUGUCCCGGCUGCGGCAGGAAGAGGAAGAGGAGGGGCCUCUGGAGGAAGUCAAGAGGCCCAAGAGGAAGUCGUUGACGCUGAUGGACGCCUGGGGGUGGCUGGGGAGUCUGGGCCGCGGCCGGCUCCACUACUGCGUCAGCGACCCGGAGGGGAACAAGAUGACCGGGAAGGAGGGUACCGGCAACCUUCCGGAGGGCUCCGUCUGCUACGUUCCGGUUGCUUCCGGUUCCGUCGGGUCCCAGGAGGCCUCGGGCCAGGAGGGGUUCCUGAGCCGCGUCAGGAGGCGGAAGAGACAGAGCAGGGAGCGCCGAGCGUCGUGCUGCGGCACGGCCGAGAACGGCCCGGAUGAACCGCGCUUCAGGAAGUCAUUCCUAGGGGCCAAACACCAGACCCUAGGGGCCAAACACCAGAACCCAGGGGCCAAAGACCAGACCCCAGGGGCCAAAGACCAGACCCUAGGGGCCAAAGACCAGACCCUAGGGGGCAAAGACCAGACCCUAGGGGCCAAAGACCAGACCCCAGGGGCCAAAGACCAGACCCCAGGGGCCAAGGACCAGACCCUAGGGGCCAAGGACCAGACCCUAGGGGCCAAAGACCAGACCCCAGGGGCCAAAGACCAGACCCUAGGGGCCAAAGACCAGAACCCAGGGGCCAAAGACGAGACCCUAGUGGCCAAAGACCAGACCCUAGGGGCCAAAGACCAGAACCUAACGUCCAAAGACCAGACCCUGGGGAGGGCGAGCAGGGCGGAAGAAGAGAAGAUCAAACUGAGAGAGCAAAUCACGUCUCAGGGCUCCCGACUGCGGGACCUCGACCUCCAGCUGUCGUCGGUGGACCGGCAGAUCCAGGAGCUGGAGGGCCAGCAGACGGAGGGACCGGCCCGGCCGGACAGCCGGCGGUCGUCCCAAGAACAGGAGGAGGAGAGGGAGGAGGUGCUGUUCUGGGAGCAGCAGCUGCAGGCGGAGCUGGGCUUUGAGGGGGACAUCCAGACCCAGUUCCUGGAGCUGCGGGAGAAAGCCCGGCAGUGCAAGGCCGAACUAGAGGAGUACCGGCGCAGGAUGCAGCGGCUGGCCUUCACCGCUGGGGCGACGCCGCCCGUCCAGAAGACGGUGGGGGAGGGGGAGGACCGUGGGACCCGGGGAAAAGGAGUCACAGAGAUCGGCCUCGCAGUGGAAACGUCUGAGGCGUCGGGCGGCGGAGAUACGGGCAGGAAGGAGACGCCCAGCCAGCCUCACGCUCCAGUGCCCCCAGAGCAGAUAAAGGAGAGGCGGCUGACCGGACCCACGGAGCUCGGGGAGUGGUGGAAGCGCUGGUCUGAGACCCAGAGCAAGGCAGCAGCGCCUCCAGCCCCGGUGCACCGCUCAGAGCUCACCAUCUACCUGGGCAGCGCCAAGGUUUAGAGUAGGGAUGCACCGAAAUGAAAAUUCUUGGCCGAAACCGAAACCGAAUACACUGAAACAGUUGGCCGAAGGCCGAAACCGAAACCAGAAUGUGGCUUUUGAUGUUUUUCAUUCAUUUUGCAUUAAUCUUUCACCAUUGCAUAAAUCAAACAAUUAAAUGUCCUUUAUUAACUUUGUCUUGCUUUUCUAUAAAAAAAAUCAAUUACAAAUUUGAUAGAAAAUAUUUAUUUGAACGUUUUCUAACAUUCCAGCAGACAUUAUAGCAAGAAUUUAAGAACAAUGUACCUUUAAAUUAAUGAGUAAAACUUUUUAUUUUUUUAUAAAUAA
Molecule: messenger RNA, 3623 nt
Organism: Gadus macrocephalus (Pacific cod)
Lineage: Eukaryota; Metazoa; Chordata; Actinopteri; Gadiformes; Gadidae
Gene: rassf11
Product: Ras association domain family member 11
Exons: 2
Coding region: 1491-3296 (601 amino acids)
Biological process (GO): signal transduction
Source: RefSeq, a predicted model, not a curated record